Molecule: messenger RNA, 183 nt
Organism: Funneliformis mosseae
Lineage: Eukaryota; Fungi; Glomeromycota; Glomeromycetes; Glomerales; Glomeraceae
Source: the annotation of a GenBank genome assembly
AUGGCCGGCCAGGGGCCGGCCAUAAUUAAUAUUUGGAAUUCUGAUAAUACUUGUUUAUCUUCUAUAAAAUCUAUAGCUUCUGCUAAUAAAUAUUUUUCAUUAUUAAUUGGAAGUAGGUUGCAAAUUGUAUUGUUGAUUUGUUUUGAUGUUUCAUCAAUAUCCAACAAUAUGUGUUAUUGUUAA